Messenger RNA from Verticillium alfalfae VaMs.102, 885 nucleotides. Its product is annotated as alcohol dehydrogenase zinc-binding domain-containing protein. Gene Ontology annotation, molecular function: oxidoreductase activity. The record is from RefSeq and is a predicted model, not a curated record. Lineage: Eukaryota; Fungi; Ascomycota; Sordariomycetes; Glomerellales; Plectosphaerellaceae. The transcript has 2 exons. The coding region runs from base 1 to 885 and encodes 294 amino acids.
AUGAAGGCGUGGCAGUUCGCGACCCACGGGCCCAUCUCCAAAACCCUCCGGCUGGCCACCGACGUCCCCCGGCCCGACGCCGCUAGCUUGCAGCCGGGCCAGAUCCUCGUGAAGGUGGCCAGUGCCGGCCUCAACCCGGUCGACUACAAAAUGCCCGAACUCGGCCUCGCCGCCCGCGCCAUGUUCAGCUUCCCCAAAAUACCGUGCGGCGACCUCAGCGGAACGGCCGUCGCGGUCGGCGAGGGCGUGGAGGGGCUCAAAGCAGGGGACCACGUGAGCAUCCAGCCGUACGUCAAGGCCGGGGACAGGGUCUUCAUCAAUGGCGGCAGCGGCGGCACGGGCACGCAUGGGAUUCAGAUUGCGAAGCUGCUCGGCUGCCACGUCACCGUCUCAUGCUCGACGGCCAAGGUGGAAUUUUGUCGAGGGCUAGGGGCUGACGAGGUGAUUGACUACAAAAUCGAAGACGUGGUUGCGAGUCUCGUCAAGCAAAGUGGGAGCGCCGGCGCGGAGAAGUGGGAUCUCAUCGUCGACAACAUCGGCAACUCGCCCACAGACCUGUACAAGCGGUCUCACGAGGUCCUACGCGACGGCGGCGUUUAUGCUUAUGUCGGCGGGCGCGUGUCGGCGGGGAGCAUGUGGAACAUCGUGCGCGGACGGCUGCUGCCGGGAUUUCUUGGGGGCCAGAGGAGGCGGUUCGUGCUGGUCAUGGCGCAGCAGUCGACGGAGUAUGUGAGGCCGAUCGUGGACUGGAUGGCGGACGGCAAGUUGAAGACGGUGGUGGAUUCAAAGUUCGAGUUUGGCCAGGUGAAGGAGGCGUAUGAGAGGCUGAAGACGGACAGGUGUCAGGGGAAGGUGAUUGUAAAGGUGGUGGGAAGGGAGGAGUAG